AUGUCACAAUUAGAAAAAUUAACAUUAUCUCUUUAUGUUCAUGGUCGAACUUCGUUUAUUGAUGGUACUCAUCUGCAUAAUGAUAUCAUUAGUAAAAUGCCCUAUCUACAUAGAUUUAAUUUUGAUAUUGUCACCGAAAUUGUCAUAAUCAAUAAUGAAUAUUUGCCAACAUCUGAUGAUGUUCGACGUCCACUUAUCGAAAAAGGAUAUAAUGUUGAUUGCUAUGUUGACUAUCUUGGAACUGAAAGAGGUCGAUGUCAUAUUUACUCGGUUUCCUCUACUAUGGAACGUAUGCAUGUAAUUACUAACAAAUUUCCUGACGGUAUAUUUAUGAAUGUUCGUAUAGUAUAUGUGAGUGAUUCGAUGCAUUCAAUUGAAUAUGAUUUCUUCGUUCGAAUUUCACAAGCAUUUCCAUUACUUAAACAUUUAACUGUGUUAAGUACUGUUAACCAACAGAAAUCGACAAAUGAACUCGAUGGACAUGAACAAACGUUUUCAAUUAUUGAAUAUUCUCAUCUGAUGACACUCGAUCUAAUUUCGUCUCAUAUCGACUAUGCGAAACAAUAUCUUCUUAAGACAAGUUUACCACGUCUUAGUACACUAGCUAGAUUCGUACCUGAUCAAAACAAAGAAGUUUAUACGAUUUAG
Rotaria socialis is the source of this 648-nucleotide messenger RNA. The record is from the annotation of a GenBank genome assembly. NCBI's taxonomy places the organism in Eukaryota, Metazoa, Rotifera, Eurotatoria, Philodinida, Philodinidae.